AUGGUUUAUUACAUUCGUUUUCUCAAGACUCCCAGGAGUCAGAAGCAGAAAUCUGGAUCCUUGUCCAUAUCCGCCCUCAUCUGCAUCACCACGGAUUUAGGAGAUACAUUUUUGGCUCAGGAUGUGGAUCUAGUUGUAACAUUGACUCUCAAAGGUUCAGAAAAAGUUCUGCAUCAGGAACCAUUGAGUUGGAAAGCAGGCAAACGGGAACUCCCUAUAUCACUAGGACCUUUCCAUCCGCAGCUCUCCCAACAUACCACUGUCCUAAGUGUCACUACGGCUGAUCGUCUGAAGCAUAAUUCCCCUACACCAGACAUUCUACUGGGAAAAGCCGGCGUUCCUUUAGUCAUCUCUGGAUGGAGUGCACCUUUCGGCGGGUCGGAGUCUUUGGUUGCCGAGAACCUCCUCGAGAGACGCUUUGGGUUCAAAGAUGGCCAAGAUCUUAGGAUAUGGGAAGAAACUGGGAACAGCAUUGCCCGCCAUAUCUGGGAUGCAGCCAUUGCAUCGGUGAUAUACCUCCAGCAAAUUGCUACCGGAGACUCAGCAACAACGGCACCAUUCCUGCAAAAUCUACUACAAUCUGAACGCAGCACUCCUCUUCGCGUCAUCGAACUGGGGUCAGGAUGCGGGAUUGUAGGAAUUGCACUGGCAGAAAUACUUCCUCAAUGUUCCGUCCUGCUCACAGACCUCCCAGAGGUCGAGGAAAUAGUAACGCAAAACAUAGCAGUUGCCAAACCGACACCUUUCUCUAGCCUUGAAUAUCGGACUCUGGACUGGGACGAGCCACUCCCAGAUGACCUCUGUAACGGUUCUGUCGACUUGAUUCUAGUAUCAGACUGUACCUAUAAUGCAGACAGCUUACCCGCCCUUGUUUCAGUGCUGGACCGUCUCGUUCAGACUUCAUCGAAUGCGAUUAUCCUUGUAGCCCUGAAGAGGCGGCAUGACAGUGAAACCAUUUUCUUCGAUUUGGUACAGUCAUCAGGGCUUUCAAAUCUGCAUCAUGACAGUAUGCAACUGCCCUCGCAACAUGACGAGUUCGAUCAAAUUGAAUUGUAUUGCUAUGGGAACAAGACAAGACACCCAUAA
This is a messenger RNA of Aspergillus alliaceus, 1086 nucleotides long. Its product is annotated as protein N-lysine methyltransferase family protein. The coding region runs from base 1 to 1086 and encodes 361 amino acids. NCBI's taxonomy places the organism in Eukaryota, Fungi, Ascomycota, Eurotiomycetes, Eurotiales, Aspergillaceae. The transcript has 2 exons. The record is from RefSeq and is a predicted model, not a curated record.